AUGAAUACGAAAGUACCAGAAUUUAGCGCUUUAACCAAAGAAUUACCAAGAUCUCUCGAACGAAAACAUCCCAAUGUUGUAGACGCAUUUUUCCGCACAUAUGGUGCUAAACCUGAUUUUAUUGCUAGGUCCCCCGGUAGAGUCAACCUUAUUGGCGAGCAUAUAGAUUAUUGUGAUUUCUCGGUGUUGCCAUUAGCCAUUGAUGUUGACAUGCUUUGUGCAGUCAAAGUGAUGGACGAAAAGAAUCCGUCGAUCACCUUGACGAACGCGGACCCGAAAUUUGCUCAACGGAAAUUUGAUCUACCCUUAGAUGGCUCUUACAUCUCCAUUGAUCCAUCCGUGUCAGACUGGUCGAACUACUUUAAAUGCGGGUUGCAUGUAGCACAUUCGUACUUGAAGGAAAUUGCUCCUGAAAAGUUCAAUGGUACGCCCUUAAUUGGUGCACAAGUCUUUUGCCAAAGUGAUGUUCCCACCGGCGGCGGUCUGUCAUCUUCAGCCGCAUUUAUUUGUGCGGUAGCAUUGGGCACCAUCAGAGCCAAUAUGGGAGUAAGAUUCCAUGUUUCUAAAAGAGAUUUGACUCGUAUCACGGUAGUUGCUGAACAUUAUCUUGGUGUUAACAAUGGAGGUAUGGACCAAGCGACGUCCGUUUAUGGCGAAGAGGACCAUGCAUUGUAUGUUGAGUUCAGACCACAACUAAAGGCUACACCAUUCAAGUUUCCUCAAUUACAAAAUCACGAAGUCACGUUUGUCAUCGCCAACACGCUUGUAGAAUCCAAUAAAUUCGAAACUGCACCCACCAAUUAUAAUUUAAGAGUGAUAGAGGUGACCAUCGCGGCCAGUGCGUUGGCGACCAGGUACGGUGUUGCUUUGCCAUCCCACAAGGAGAAUUCCAAUUCAGAGAGAGGCAACUUGAGAGACUUUAUGGACGCCUACUAUGCCCGAUACGAGAACCAAGCCAAACCGUGGAAUGGCGAUAUUGAAACCGGAAUUGACCGUUUGAACAAGAUGUUAGAAUUGGUGGAAGAGUCGCUCUCCGACAAACAAGAAGGGUUCACCAUGGAUGAUGCUGCUGAAGCGUUGAACUGUUCCCGUGAGGAGUUCACAAGAGACUACUUGAUGAUUUUCCCCGUCCGGUUCCAAGUCUUGAAGUUGUACCAAAGAGCCAAACACGUUUACUCUGAGUCGCUGAGAGUAUUAAGGGCGUUGAAGCUAAUGACAAGCGCCAGGUUUCAAACGGACGAAGAUUUUUUUACGCAGUUUGGCCGGUUGAUGAACGAGUCCCAAGCUUCAUGUGACAAGCUCUACGAAUGCUCGUGCACGGAAACCAACCAAAUUUGCUCUAUUGCCCUUACCAACGGCUCUUAUGGUUCUCGUCUGACUGGUGCUGGUUGGGGCGGCUGCACCGUCCACCUCGUCCCUGGUGGUGCUAACGGUAAUAUAGAACAGGUGCGAAAGGCGCUAAUCGACAAAUUCUACAAAGUCAGAUAUCCUGAUAUCACCAUGAAAGAAUUGGAAGACGCCAUCAUUGUUUCCAAGCCAGCUUUGGGCAGUAGCCUGUAUGAACUAUGA
Saccharomyces eubayanus is the source of this 1569-nucleotide messenger RNA. It is a transcript of the gene GAL3, whose product is annotated as transcriptional regulator GAL3. Gene Ontology annotation, biological process: carbohydrate phosphorylation; galactose metabolic process. Gene Ontology annotation, molecular function: ATP binding; galactokinase activity. Gene Ontology annotation, cellular component: cytoplasm; cytosol. The coding region runs from base 1 to 1569 and encodes 522 amino acids. The record is from RefSeq and is a predicted model, not a curated record. The transcript has a single exon. Lineage: Eukaryota; Fungi; Ascomycota; Saccharomycetes; Saccharomycetales; Saccharomycetaceae.